Stylonychia lemnae is the source of this 2172-nucleotide messenger RNA. Lineage: Eukaryota; Ciliophora; Spirotrichea; Sporadotrichida; Oxytrichidae. The record is from the annotation of a GenBank genome assembly.
AUGAAGGCUUGGUGGUUAAUCCAAAUAUCUCUGCUGUUCUACCUGAAUAAGCAAGUUCUAUGCGAUCUUGAUCCAGUACCAAAAGUUGUGAGAGCAAUUUUAAAAGCUGGAAACUAUAACAAGAAUGAGCUGCCAUUUACCAAUAAGGUUAAUGAGAUUUUGAGAUGGUAUGAUCCCAGAUUGAAUUACUCAAAGUAUUCAAACUUGACUGAAAUUUCAAAUUAUCAUAAAGAUCAUUGGAUCGAUUUACAAACGUCAAAUGAUCUGAUUUGGAAGCCAGAGCACUCAUACUUUAACUAAAUCAAUGUUGAAGUAGAGUCUGAAUAGUUCUAUCUAUAUUACACUGGAUUGAUUGAUUGGGUGAGAAAGAUUACACUUACUUAUAAAUGCACAUUUGAUUUUACAUUGUUCCCAAAUGAUUUUCAAGUGUGCAACGUUUAACCUUUUAUGGAUAAGUUUAACAACACUCAAGUUAAUUUUAGGCCAUAUCAAGUUGACAACCCACUAUAAGUUAAUCACUUUAACCCAUUAGUGACUACAAGCACAAUGCCUACUAACUACUUCAGCUUUGAUAUUAAACUUGAAUUCAAUGGGAGUUUAGAACUAAGAAAUGAAUUAGAUCACUCUGUUAAUGCUGCACUUACUUACUCUUUGGUUAUGAAAAGAAAUCCAUACUUCUAUAUGGUCUAUUAUAUUGUCCCGUCAGUGAUCUUGGUGAUCAUCUCUUAUUGUAGUUUCUGGAUCAAUAAGGAUUCUGUAACAGCUAGGUGUUUCCUCGCUAUACAGACUGUCCUGAUUACUAUUAACUUUUAGAAUGACAUUUAUGCUAUGCUACCCCCAAUAGAUUACCCUGCAUGGCUAGAAUCUUAUUUUACAGGUGUCUUAAUCUUUAAUUGCUUCGCAAUGGUUGAGUAUGCAGUUGUCAAUUUCUGCACAUCUAACUAUAAGGUUCUUUAGCAAUAGAUUGACAAUGCUGUGAACAAUAUCAGUGCUAAUCUUUCAAAAUUUAAAAAGAAGCUUAUUAAGAAUCUUGAAAGUAAGAGAUUAAGAGAAAGUAUUAUUAGCUAAUAAAACAGGAAUUCAGUUAUUAGUCCAUCAAACAGAGUUCAAACUGCAGAACUAAAAACUGAAUAAGUAGAGCCUUUAAACACAGAAAAUGGUCUUUUGCAUUAGCAAACAACUAUUCCAGAAAAAAGCCCCUUAAGUUUCUUCUAAAUGAAAUCAAAAGAUGCACUUGGAGGUCAAUUAAACAAGAACAACCAUAAUGCUACUAGUAGCAAUGCUGGCCUAAUGGCUAAUACAAAGUCUAAGAUACUAGCAAAUACACCAGCAUUUCAAAAGAAUGAUCCAGAUGAGCUAUUAGAUGGUGAGAAUAUUGAUAAUCUAAUUGAUCAAGAGUUUAACAUCGAAGAUGAAAAUAGGGAUCCCUCUAGAAGAAAUUCCGAUGAUUUCAUUUAAAAGAGAGGAUCUAAAAAAAUAUUUGGCAAUCAAAUUGAAAAUUUUGAACAUGAGCCAGCUACUGAUAAAAAAAUGUUGUCUCCUGAAAAUAAUUAAUAAGAAGAAUAACCACCACUAUAAGUUAAAUUGACUAAUAGACAAAUGGAAGCUGAUGAAGAAGAAAAGGAGUAAGAGUUGUAUUACUUCCAUUUAUCAUAACAUAUUGAGGAAUUAGAGAGAGCAUCUCUAUAGGGUAAUUCGAACCUUGCAAAAUUCCUCCUUGCUUUUAACAACUUCAAGCUCUUCGCUGUGAAGCACUGGUCUAAAAUAGAUAUAGAUCUUGAUCAGAAGACUAGAAAGCAAAUCCUUGAUGUUUUUACUAUUGAAAAUUCGAUUGCCUUCCAAAUUUACAAGUUUAUUUCAGAGUCAAUGGAUAACUUCUUUAGAUUUGGAUAUAUUGCAAGUUUCAUCUUAUACUUAAGCAUCAGACUCUCAGUGUUGUUUGACCUUGAAUGGUUACUUGGUGCAUCUAUUGCUGUGUUUUGCCUUAGCUUCUUCAUUUACAUAAUCCUAAUUAUCAACUCAACUAUGUACGAAAACGAGUGGUCUUUUAAAUACACUUUCUAUCAUUUCGUUAAAUUCAGAUGCAUUUUCCCGUAGAGAAAAUAAAACUUUAUCAAGAAAGAGGAUUAAAAGGAAAUCGAUCAGAAAAAUAAGAAAAAUAAAAAGUAAUGA